CGAGACAGCGUCAGUACGAGGCUAGCUCAAUGCAAAACGAUGCCUCAUAUUUGACGCUGCAAUGUUUACUACAAUUUGGUAAUAAACAUGGUGAAUGCAAAAUGUUAAUAUUGCUGUAAUAUAAGUGUUCCAAAUGGAGAAUCUGGUGGAGCUGCUUGGGCGUACCGUCGCUGUAAUGUCAAGUUUUGAAAUAAGCUUGAUAGCUUCAGCUGCUGUAACUGCUCUUAUAGUGGUAAUUGGAUGUCUCUUUUUCACCAGAAAGAAUAGAGGCAAAGAGCCAACCAGUCAAUCAGGGAAGCCUGUUCCGAAGCCACGGUUCAGAAAAAGGGACAAGGUGAUGUUUUAUGGCAGAAAAAUUAUCAGAAAAGUCAGGGAAUUCAAAGAUGAAGUUCUAUUUGAUGACGAUGAAGGAAAACUGCGGAGAAGAAGAUCAGAAAAAAGUCUUCGAAGGCGCAUUAUUUUGCCACCAUUUGCACAAAGAUUUUUGCAUAGACCACAAGCAGAGAUGAGAAGACUUCAGAAAGACAUACCCCAGUCUGCUCUAGAAGCUGACGAUUUUGAGGCCCCUUGCUUUGAGCCUCAUCUUCCUGCAGAGAUCAUGUAUAUGUUACGCAGUGUAAGAGUUUUUGGCAAUUUCGAAAAGCCUCUUUUCUUUGAACUUUGUAAACAUAUCGAAAGUAAACACAUCCCAGCUGGCACGCUACUGUUUAGGCCCGGCCAGAUGGAUGAUUGUCUUUAUAUAGUUCAAAAUGGACAGCUCAACUUAUACCUCGUUGACAAGACCGGGAGCGAGCUUUGUUUAAAGACGGUAAAUGCAGGCGAAAAUAUCCACAGUGUGCUGAACAUACUGGAUGCUAUUCGGGGUACCGCUGACUUUCGUUUUUCCAUCAUUGCACGUGCAAAUGUGAAUUCGCAAGUUCUCAAAUUACCAAGCAAGGCUUUUCAAAAAGUGUUUGAGGAUCAUUCCGAUUCGCUCGUCCGUAUUGUUCAGAUAAUAAUGGUUCGUUUACAACAAGUCACCUUUCAAGCUUUGAACAGAUUUCUUGGCCUAAAGAGCGAACUGAUCAGCAAUUCUUCAAAUCAGAAAGUAUCAGCAGAGCUCAAGGCACUUUCAGUGUAUUCUCUUAAUGAUGCUGGAUCCAGAAUAAGCCAGAAAGAACAGAGGGGCAAGGAGCUGAACAGUUCACCAAGUAAGUCGCCAAGCAAAAGGUCUGUGAAUCGUAUUGACGAAAUUUAUGAGAAGAUAGAAGGCGAUGAAGACGGGGAGAAGCCAAUACGAAGAACAGUUAGUUUCACCAAUUCCGUAUCUGUGAUUGGAGAGAAUUCAGAAACUUCAGAAAAGCCACUAGAUACUCCACAGAAGAUCAAAAGGACUCGGUCAUCAGAAAGAUUCAACGCAAACCAAAAAGACAGAAGACGCUCUUCGGUUUUAAGCCUUAGGUCAACAAGCAUCGAAUCGGGUGCAUCUCCAUCUGAUUUUGAGGUGGCUUGCGGAAGGGCUGGUAUUAAUAUCAUUGCAUCAUCAGACGGCGUUUUUCAUGUUGGCUCUCCCGAAAGCAGCCCUGCUUCAGAUUCUGACAUCACAUUUCAAUUUCCGUCUCACCCACCAUCCUCUGCGCAGGACGAUUCGCCGAGAUUCUUGCCAGUGUCAGAAGCGGAUGAACGAAUCAUGAAGGAGGCUGCUUUGAAAGACUUGGUUAAAAUUUUUGGUUUAGAGGAUUCGACAGAGCUGGAAGCUAUGCUCAAUCUAGCAUGCAUCCCAUUUGGAAGUGCCCUUGUUCGCCAAGGCGAUAAGAGCUGCAGCCUGUAUUUUUUGGUUCAAGGUUCACUUAGAGUAAUACAAAAGACCGAAGAAGGAGAGGAGUCCUUGUAUUCUGCUGUACCUGGUGAAUUUGUUGGCUCUCUUGCACUUCUGACUGGUGAACCGUCGUUCUUCACGAUAAGAGCAGAGAAGAAGAGCUUCAUAAUAAUUGUCAGCAAAAUUGACUUUUAUAGCCUGAUGAAAGAACAUCCAAACAGUGUUCUGCCUGUCGCAUAUGACACCAUCAAGAGACUUUCUUCCUUUGUACGAAACAUUGAUUUUGCUUUGGACUGGAUGAUGAUUGAUGCAGGGAAGUCCUUAUACAGGCAAGGUGACCACGCCGAUAGUGUUUACAUAAUACUGAAUGGUCGAUUAAGGUCUGUUUAUGUUACGCAAGAUGGCAAAAAGCAGCUCGGAGAUGAAUAUGGCCGAGGUGAAUUCGUUGGAUUGGUUGAAGUAUUGACAGAAUCUGCAAGAGUAAGCGAUGUCCUUGCUGUCAGGGAUACAGAGCUAGCGAAAAUUCCAGAUGGGCUUCUCAACACAAUUAAGCUGCAAUAUCCUCAGGUUGUGACGCGUCUUAUUCACCUUUUGGGCGAUCGCAUGAUGGGAACUUUCAAGAAGUCUCUGUUACCAAAGAUGUCAGACCCUCAGCUUGAGAGAAUAAGUACCAAUCUUGGCACAGUUGCUGUGAUACCAGCCUCUAGCAAUGUCCCGUACUCAAAUUUUGCAUUUGAGCUUAGCCUGGCAUUGAAUGAAAUAGGACCAACGCUCCUCUUGACGAGUGAUUUGAUAAAGAGAAGACUUGGUGUUGCAGCUCUUGACAAUUUGCACGAGUACUAUUUAUCAAAUUGGCUGGGACAGCAAGAAGAGAUCCAUCGAAUUGUUGUGUACCAAAGUGAUUCUUGGAUGUCUGAAUGGACCAAAAGAUGUAUCAGACAGGCAGAUGCAAUCCUCAUUGUUUGUCUUGAUGAUGGAGAUCCGCAUUCUGUUGGAGUGCUUGAAGCCGAGUUGGAAAGAAUGACGUCUGUAAGAGCACAGAAGGAUUUAAUAAUCCUUUAUCGAGAAGAUAACUUCGAGAAACCUGCAGGAACUGUCGAAUGGCUCAAUGCCAGGGGCUGGAUCUCAGCACAUCAUCAUGUACGCUGCCCAAAGAAAGUGUUCAGCCGACGCAAUUUGGCUCAAAGGUAUGCCCAAGAUGCGAACUACGAAAUACCGGCUAGGACAUCUGACUUCGCUCGACUUGCAAGAAGGUUGACUGGUACAUCAAUUGGCCUUGUAUUGGGCGGAGGAGGUGCCAGAGGAUUUGCACAUGUUGGAAUCAUCAAGUCCCUUGAAGAGGCUGGUAUUCCUAUCGACAUGGUAGGAGGUACAAGCAUGGGUGCCUUUAUCGGAGCUCUUUAUGCAGAAGAUGCAUCUUCGUUCAAACUGAUACAGAGAUCUCGCAGUACGGCAAAAAUCAUGUCAUCGAUAACUGCCAAAUUGUUUGAUCUAACAUACCCUCACACGUCACUUUUCUCAGGCAAAAGUUUCAAUAAGGAGAUAUCAGACACAUUCGGAGAACGACUCAUGGAGGAUAUGCUUCUGCCAUAUUUUUGUAUCACGACAGACAUUACCAACUCAAGGAUGAGGGUGCAUCAAACCGGUUCCAUUUGGCGAUAUGUCCGGGCUAGCAUGAGUCUAGCAGGCUACCUACCACCACUCUGUGAUCCCACUGAUGGUAAUCUUUUGUUGGAUGGUGGCUACGUUAAUAAUCUUCCAGCUGAUAUUAUGAGGUCACUGGGUGCUGAAACAAUAAUAGCAGUUGAUGUGGGUUCUGUUUACGAACCUCGUCAGACCAACUACGGGGACUCUUUAUCAGGCUGGUGGUUGUUAUGGAAUAAAUGGAAUCCGUUUACAUCUACUGUUAAGAUUCCUGAUAUGCAAGAAAUCCAGAGCCGCCUAGCAUACGUGUCAUGUGUUCAACAGCUUGAGGAAGUGAAGAGCUCAAGCUAUUGCCAUUAUGUCCGGCCUCCCAUUGACAACUUUAAAACCUUACAGUUUGGCAGCUUUGAAGAGAUUAUGACAAUUGGCUAUCACUACGGCCAAGGUGUAUUUCAGAGUCUGUUGAAGGGCAACGCUUUGCCAGAUAUGCUUUGCAGUUGUGAAGCAAAAAAACCUAAGGGAACAGCUAGAGACGUAGGUCCAGUAUCGCCUUCGUUCACAGCCCUUGCUGAAUUAGCAUCGCGAAUUCACCCGCCCACUUCACGAUCAUCAUCCGAAUGGCUUUCCUCCGGACAAUCUAUUUCAAAUUUACUGAUAUCAAAUACUGAACUUGAUUAUGAUGAUGAUCAAGACGAGGAUAUUCUUCUUGCACGACGAGCUCGCUCUGGGUCGCUGUCUGAUCAGGAUUUGUUACAUGACGGAGAAUUCCACAGCGGUAUCGAAGAGGCAGGCUACGAGUCUGAGGACCCAGCCAAGUUGAAGCAGAUGAGAAAGAAAGCUGCCAUAUUUUUACGAACGAACAGUAAUGCUGUGUGAAUCACCUUCCUUUUUGUAGGCUUUGUAUACGAAUGUAUCUUUAAAUGUUUGUUAGAGCUUGGCAAGUUUAUACUUUAACGGUGCAGUUUCGACCAGCCUUUGAUAUGGCGCGCUUUGAGUGGCGUUUGAGUGUAUCUCUUGAUUGUUGAUACAGUUGAAGAUAUGUAUCAUAGGUAGAGUAAAGAAAAUAUAAUGUUUUGCCAUUACUUGAGGUUUGUUAGAAUGUUUUCAGAAUUCCAAGAAAUACUAGAUUUGUUACUGUGGAUUCCAGCUGAGUAUUUUAAAACUCAUUAUUUCAAUUCUUACGUAUGUUAAGCUAACUAACUUGGACGGAAGCUGUCCAUUCUCUUUAUCUUAAAAUACAUUAAACCCCUGAAAAUCCAAUCAACGUGAUAUCAGUUUAUCCGACGAUUAGUGCUACUUUCUUCAGUAACUUCCUAAUGCUGUAAUUUAAGGCUCCUUAACGAUGAUUAGAGAAGGUCAAUUUUGAUCUUUGGAAAUGCUCAGCGAAUGAAGUUCAACCAAGAGCACGUUCUCAGCCAUCUUGCUUCCUACGAAGACCCCGAAAAACCCUUAUCAAACUCUUUUAGCAGUUGGGACAAUUUAUUCGUGCUGCCAUUAUUAUGCCACUCCCCUGUCCCCAAAUUUAACUAUUAAGGCCCAGUUCCACUUCGUUCGGAUUUUGGAUACGAACUAAUUAUCAAUUUAACUUCUUUUAAAGCGAGAGGCAAAUCACUUCAUAAAAAUCUCGUACACCUUUGGUGGAAAUCCUAUUGUUUUAUGAGAAAAUCCCUGGAAAUCCGUUUGUUUUUGUGGAGAUCUGGUACACUUUUUGCAAGAGUGAACUACCCUUCGUUCUAAAGGACAUAUUUGUUCCAAGAGUGUAGCAUUCGAAGUUUGAGAAUUAUUUUCGUAAAUAUAAAUAGAAUUGCAGAUUUUUUCAUAAAAGAGUCCGAAUGGUUGUAUUGGUAACUAUUUAGAAUGUCUUGUCCUAGUAUUAAUAUAUUUUCUUUGAGUGAACACAAAUGUUUAGUGCAUUGAAUGGCGAAUUUUGGCGUCUGUAUGA
Molecule: messenger RNA, 5384 nt
Organism: Rhopilema esculentum
Lineage: Eukaryota; Metazoa; Cnidaria; Scyphozoa; Rhizostomeae; Rhizostomatidae
Product: patatin-like phospholipase domain-containing protein 7
Biological process (GO): phosphatidylcholine metabolic process
Cellular component (GO): endoplasmic reticulum
Molecular function (GO): phosphatidylcholine lysophospholipase A1 activity
Source: RefSeq, a predicted model, not a curated record